Molecule: messenger RNA, 1171 nt
Organism: Bubalus bubalis (water buffalo)
Lineage: Eukaryota; Metazoa; Chordata; Mammalia; Artiodactyla; Bovidae
Gene: ASCL5
Product: achaete-scute family bHLH transcription factor 5
Exons: 1
Coding region: 434-976 (180 amino acids)
Biological process (GO): regulation of transcription by RNA polymerase II; developmental process
Molecular function (GO): DNA-binding transcription factor activity, RNA polymerase II-specific; protein dimerization activity; RNA polymerase II transcription regulatory region sequence-specific DNA binding
Source: RefSeq, a predicted model, not a curated record
GGAGGGUCGCGGGGGUGAGGGGGGGACACAAAGGAGCCCCCAAAGAAAGCCCUUUUCUAACUGACAUGUUCACUCUCCUCUUUAGAGACGGUUCCCCGGGAGCCUCUGCGGCGCGGCGCACUCCAAGCAGCAGGCCAGGGUCCCCGAAGGCGGCGAGGACCAAGAGCCCAGCGCGGGGCCGCCGGAGCCACAGAGUUGCGCCCCUGGGAAGGCGCGCGCCCGGCCUGGGAUCCCGCCUCUGCGCGGCCGCCCAGUCCGCCGCGAUGGCGCGCCUUAGGGGGACCUCGGAGCCUCCCCCGAGAGCGGAAAUAAGCGCUGAGCAGUCCGUGCGCCCCGAGCCGCUGCCGGCGAUGUGACUCGCCCCGCGCGCAGGGCGCGCAGACCCCGAGCCGGGGCGACUCGGGGCUCGCUCGGUCCGGCUCCGCGCGGCACCAUGAACGACGACUUCUGCCGGGCGCUGGCGGCCCGCCGGCCCGCGGCGGCCCCCGGGUGCCUGCCGCUGGGCAUCGGGCCCCCUCCGCGGCCGGCGCCCCCGGCCGGCGCCGAGCCCCUGGGCGCCGUGCCCUUCCUGCUCUACCCGGGCGCCGCCGGGCCGCCCUACUGCGACGCCUACGCGGCCGCUUUCCCGGGAGCGCCCUUCCCCGGCGCCCUGGGCGCCUGCGACUACCCUUUCGAGCCCGCCUUCAUCCAGAAGCGCAAUGAACGCGAGCGCCAGCGCGUCCGCUGCGUCAACGAGGGCUACGCGCGCCUCCGCGGCCACCUGCCCGGCGCCCUGGCUGAGAAGCGGCUCAGCAAGGUGGAGACCCUGCGCGCCGCCAUCCGCUACAUCAAGCACCUGCAGGAGCUGCUGAGCGCCGCCCCCGACGGCGUCGCGCCCCGCGAGCCCCGGGCGGCGCCCUCCCUGGCGCCCGACUCGGCCGAGCCCUCCUGCGGCUCCUCCUCGCCCUUCUUCGAGUCGGAGGAGUGCAGCCACUGAGCAGGCUGGGGCUGCCCAGGCUCGGGGGGGGGGGGGGGGGGCUCCGGGUCCCCGGGGUCCCCGCCGUCCAACGCUCCGGGGUCCGCCACAUCCUCCCUACGCCAGCGCCACCCCGGCCCCGGCCCUUACAGCCGGCGGACACGGGGCAAGAGAGAGGCCACCCCGGGGUCGGGCUCCGGCUUGGCCUCAGCCCCG